Haliotis rubra (blacklip abalone) is the source of this 2032-nucleotide messenger RNA. RefSeq names its product UMP-CMP kinase 2, mitochondrial-like. Gene Ontology annotation, biological process: dUDP biosynthetic process; dTTP biosynthetic process; dTDP biosynthetic process. The transcript has 5 exons. Gene Ontology annotation, cellular component: cytoplasm; mitochondrion. The record is from RefSeq and is a predicted model, not a curated record. Gene Ontology annotation, molecular function: dTMP kinase activity. NCBI's taxonomy places the organism in Eukaryota, Metazoa, Mollusca, Gastropoda, Lepetellida, Haliotidae. Bases 103 to 1494 code for a protein of 463 amino acids.
UAUAUACGUCUUUGCUGGAAACGAUCUACUGUUUUCUUUCCACGUAAAACCUGCAGUGCUGGUUCCAAGAAACGAGAGUGACUUCCCCUUAUAUGGCCGUCAAUGAAUGUGUUUACAAAUUUCUGGCGGGCGUCUCAAAAAGCAAGCAGAUGCCUUUGUCUCAUGGCAAAGUCAGGUCAUGAUCGUCUAAGUAUGGAUAAUAUUACUUAUUACGCGCCAUUUGCUGACAAACCCGUGUAUUUGAAAGAGACGGGAAGUACUGACAAGAGACAGGCUUCAGAAUUUCACGAAAUUAGAAAUCAGAUAUCGUCCUGUCUACCUGACAGAAUUACGGAAAAUACACUCCUUGUUGUCGAGACAACAGCCUUGGAAUGCUCUGAUACAUUCACAGGAUAUAUACAAUCAUGUAUUACUUUCUACAGACUGAAGCGAUCGAUUUCUUCAGACGAUCACUAUAUUGUUCUCGGAACUCGACAGGGCAGCAGCAAAUCUCCAGAUCUCAAAAGAUGUUUAUUUUUGUGUUCUAAGAAGAAUGCAACGGCAAAGAAAAGCAUAUCUCUCGCUCACAUUAGCAAAACAGAAGAUUUGCGUGUUUACAGGUUUGUUCAAAGAGAUCAGACGAACGUUUUAGAGCAGACGAUGAUGGAACCUGAUGCAGCAGACGUCAAAACAAAUGCUCAUUUUCGGCUUGACUGUCCCAGCGUUGACAGCACCAUCGAAGACAGGAUUCCUCCCAUGUUCAACAACACAACAUGCAGCCCUGUGUUUCACAGUUUUGAAAGAACAAUGGAUGUUUUAAACAGGGUGUCGGAUAUGCUGGAAGUUCAGGAGUUACUAGCCAUUGGAAAGAAGGAACUACCUGAGAGCUUCAACGUUGAAUCACUUCAGUCUCAGUUAAAGCAUCCUUUUGUUGUGGUUGAAGGCAUGGAUGCAGCAGGGAAGACAACUCUGACAGAAACUCUUGAGCGCAAGAUACAAGCAGUGAGAUACUACACUCCACCUCCUUGUAUUCAGCAUCUGAGGAAAUUCUUCGAUACCAUGCCGGAAAUUGUCCGCAGGGCUUACUACUCUCUGGGAAACUACAUCGUGGCCAUUCAGAUUGCCAAGGAAUGUCAACAAAAAGCUGUGGUCAUGGACAGGUUCUGGCACAGCACCGCUGCCUAUGGUAUCGCCAAUGAGACAUCCUUGAGUGACCUGCCACCUUUAGGUCACAUGACCUACAACUGGCCAUGUGACCUACUUCGGCCAACUGUGGUCUUGUUCUUGAAUGUGACAGAGGAUGUUCGCAAACAGAGGAUGAACUUUCGAGAUGAAGCCAUGACAUACGAGGAAAAGAUUCUUGACACUGAUGCCUUGUUCAGACAAAGAUUAUGUGAAGCCUACAAGAGAAUGAGUAAUCCUGCUUGCACAGAGGUUGAUGCAUCUGGGUCUCGGGAGACAGUUGUAGACAUCGCACUGUCUGUACUGAAGCAACAUGGGGUUGUACUGUCCUAAAACCACAGUCAUCGUCAGGAUGCUUGUCCCCUCUGUGACGAAGGCAAGCAUUGACUUCCAGGAACCUGAUCAAAGAAAAACCUUUCAAACUGUUCAAGAAGGAAUCAUGUUUGUGAUGAUGAGCAUUCGUGGAACAGCCUGGAGAACAUCGGUGGAGUUUCAUUAAUAGAUUAUUCUAGCAAUAAUUAUUACCCAAUCUCAUUAAAAUCAUAACCUACUCUGAGACAAUACCUGUCAACACAAGAAUAGCACAACCCCACAAAACAAGGUCAUGGACAGGUGAUGUCUUUCUAACCAGUCUGUGUCUUUGACAGUAUGAGAAGUAGAACCAUCCACAGAAGUCUGUCUCACAGUCCCUGAACCACAUUAUUUUCCUUUCUGCAAUCCGAAGCCCUAAUUGUUGCAAGAUUUUCCUCAAGUUCAGGUCCUGUAUUUCCCAACUCCUUCCAGUUCCUUUUCAAUUUUCAUAUAAUUAUUGUUGCUUUCAAAAUUAUUUGUAUUCAGAAGCUAACCGUUUGUCCACUUUGAGAGUAGCAUG